Messenger RNA from Klebsormidium nitens, 171 nucleotides. The record is from the annotation of a GenBank genome assembly. Lineage: Eukaryota; Viridiplantae; Streptophyta; Klebsormidiophyceae; Klebsormidiales; Klebsormidiaceae.
GUUGACAAGAGCAUCUUCGAACCCGCCCAGAUCACCAAGAAGAGGGAGUUCGUGCGCCGCCUCAUCCUGUCCAUUGCCCACCAUCUGGAGAACGGAACGCUCGUGCGACCGUUCGCGCCCCCAACUUUGAGGCGCCUGGCCGAGCAAGCACGGGAAGAGCUGGUUUCGUGA